Molecule: messenger RNA, 2321 nt
Organism: Helobdella robusta
Lineage: Eukaryota; Metazoa; Annelida; Clitellata; Rhynchobdellida; Glossiphoniidae
Exons: 14
Coding region: 26-1435 (469 amino acids)
Biological process (GO): mitochondrial translational elongation
Cellular component (GO): mitochondrion
Molecular function (GO): translation elongation factor activity; GTP binding; GTPase activity
Source: RefSeq, a predicted model, not a curated record
AACACAUGCUCUGCAAAAUUUAAAGAUGGCGAACUGUGCGUUGCUUUAUCUGACCCGGUUAUGCCCUAAAACAGUUUUGUCAUCAAGUCUGUCACAUGCAAAUCGCUUGUACAAAACAAACCUUCGACACAUCUCACAGACGUGCGGUCGAUAUGCAGUGGCAGCGGCCAAGAAGACAUACGUGCGGGACAAACCUCACCUGAACGUUGGUACCAUAGGACACGUUGACCAUGGAAAAACUACACUGACUGCUGCCAUCACAAAAGUUCUAGCAGACGAGAAAAAAGCCGAAUUCAAAGCAUACGCUGAGAUAGAUCGGGCCCCAGAGGAGCGGGCUCGAGGCAUCACCAUCAAUGCGACAACCGUCGAGUACUCAACUGACAAAAGACAUUAUGGACACGUAGACUGUCCGGGGCAUGCUGAUUACAUAAAGAACAUGAUAACAGGGACUGCCCAGAUGGAUGGAGCCAUCUUAGUAGUUGCGGCGACCGACGGUACAAUGCCCCAAACCCGAGAACAUCUACUUCUUGCUAAGCAGAUUGGAAUUGAGAAAUUAGUGGUCUUCGUUAACAAAGCUGAUGUGGCUGAUAAGGAGAUGCUGGAACUGGUUGAAAUAGAAGUGAGGGAGUUACUGAGUGAGUUUGGUUAUGAUUCGACAGAAACGCCCGUCAUUAUUGGAUCUGCUCUAUGCGCUCUUGAGAACAAGCAGCCAGACAUAGGGAAAGACUCCAUCAAGAAGUUAUUGGACGCCGUCGACUCGUACAUACCCCAGCCGACCAGGGAGCUAGAUAAACCGUUCUACAUGCCUAUCGAACAGGUCUUCACCAUUGCUGGUAGGGGUACUGUGGUGACAGGAAAGUUGGAGAGGGGAGUCAUCAAGAAGGGUGACGAAGCCGUCAUCAUGGGACAUGGCAAGCAGCUGAAGAGUACCAUCACUGGUGUCGAAAUGUUCCAUCAAACACUGGACAGGGCAGAGGCUGGAGACCAGAUGGGUGCCUUGUUAAGGGGACUGAAGAGGGACGAACUGAGGAGAGGGCAGGUACUGGCUAAGCCCGGGACCAUCACCAUGCACAACCAUUUUGGAGCACAGGUGUACUUCCUUUCGAAAGAGGAAGGCGGGAAAAACAAGGCCUUCAUGAGCAACUUCCAGGCCCAGAUGUACUGCAAGACCUGGGACGCCCCCAUUCUCAUGGAACUCCCCGAGGGCAAGGAGAUGGUCAUGCCCGGAGAAGAUGCCCCUGUCAAAUUCCACAUCAGGAAACAAAUGGUCUUAGAGAAAGGUCUGCGCUUCACGAUGAGGGAUGGAGGUUCGACCCUGGGCUACGGUGUGGUCACUGACCUCCUCCCGGACGUCGACAUCGACAAGCUGGACGAGGAGAGGAAGAAGGAGAAGAAGGCCAGAAUGAAGGAAGAGCAAGCAAAGGAGAAGGCUUGACGAUGUCAUGAUGAUGAUGAUGGUGGCGUGAUGAUGAUGAUGAUGACGUGUUGUGGCGCUAUUAUGGUAAUGUGACGUUGAUGCUUUACUGUAACAGGAUAAUCAUGGUGGUGUGACGUCAUACUGUGACGUGGUUAGUGAUGAUGAUGAUGAACAUAAUUUUCUGGAUGACGGUUGUUAUUAUGGUUAUUUUUAACACAUUUAAAAAGCCUGACGAUUAUAAUAAUGACGUCACUAUGAUGAUUUGUACUGAGAGGUGAUGACGAUGAUGAAAAUGAUCUUCUCAACUCAUUGAUCACGUGAUUGAUUACGUCAUCAUGAACUGUUAAUGUGUUUCAUUUAAUUUUAUGUCGUUCUAAUUUUCCGUGAUUUUUUAUACAAAUAAAUAAAUAAAGUGUGUGUGUGUGUGCUUGUGAAUUAAUAAGAAUUAAGAAAUAAUAAAUAAUAAUUAUUAUAUUAUUAUUAUUGUUAUAAUUAUUCCCAACAAUUGUAAUAAUAACAUAACAAUCAUGAUUGCACACACAGCACGUUGUUAAGUUUAAUUUGACGUUGAAAAGUCGUGCUGAGAGAAAAUUCAAUGAGUGAAUGAAUGAGUGAACGAAGUAAUGAAUGAACGAAUAAAAAAUAUGACAAAGGAUUAACGAUUACGAAAAAUGUAUGUAUGAAUGGAGUGAAUGAAUGAAAAAUAGAAGAAAAGAAUGAUUGAAUGGUUGAUGAAUGAAUGAAUUGCUAAUGAAUGAAUUGAAUGAAUGAAUGGUUAAUGAAUGAAUGAAUGGUUGGUGAAUGAAUGAAUGAAAACAAUUGAAAAACUCACAUUUGAAUGAACUGUUGCGUUCUGCCAGAUAUCAAUCUAUUUUUAUAAAUAAAAAUAAUUUCAUACAAAAAA